AUGUCUCUAAAGUACGACAAAGUCCUCGUUCUCGGUGCCACGUCAGGCAUCGGCUGGGCUCUGGCAGAGAAGAUCGUACAGGAUGGCAAGCACGUUAUCGUCGUUGGGCGGCGACAGGAGAAGCUCGACGAGUUCGCCAGCAAGCAUGGCAAAGACAGGGUCUCGACCAAGGCUUUCGACAUCACCAAGCUCGACGAUAUUCCCACGUUCGCGCGGGACAUUACCAAGGAACACCCCGAUCUUGACUCGGUGAUUCUCAACUCGGGCAUCCAGCGCGGCUUCGACUUCUCCAAGCCUGACACGGUCGACCUGGACGUGCUGGAGCUCGAGUUCCGCACAAACUACCUCUCGUACAUGCAUCUCACGACCGCCUUCAUUCCGUUUCUGCAGAGCAAGGACACCGAGACAAGCCUCAUCUACACAACAUCAGGCCUGGCUCUUCUCCCCCUCCCGAGAUGUCCAAACUACUGCGCCUCGAAGGCGGCCCUGCACCACAUGAUCCUGGUCCUCCGUGAGCAGCUGCGGGCCGGGCCGGGCAACAUCAAGGUCAUCGAGAUCUUCCCGCCAGCUGUGCAGACCGAGCUCCACGACUCCAAGCACCAGCCUGACAUCACCGACGGCGGCAGCAUCGGCAUGCCGUUGGACGAGUUUAUUGACGAGACGUGGCAGAAGCUGGCCAACGGCGACGAGCAGAUUCCAGUUGGGUUUGUUAGCAAUGCUUUUGAGAAGUUUGAGAAGACGAGGCAGGCCAUGUUUCACGACUUCAUGAUGAAGACGCACUAG
Didymella exigua CBS 183.55 is the source of this 783-nucleotide messenger RNA. Its product is annotated as NAD(P)-binding protein. Lineage: Eukaryota; Fungi; Ascomycota; Dothideomycetes; Pleosporales; Didymellaceae. Bases 1 to 783 code for a protein of 260 amino acids. The transcript has a single exon. The record is from RefSeq and is a predicted model, not a curated record. Gene Ontology annotation, molecular function: oxidoreductase activity.